Messenger RNA from Coccidioides immitis RS, 306 nucleotides. RefSeq lists its product as uncharacterized. NCBI's taxonomy places the organism in Eukaryota, Fungi, Ascomycota, Eurotiomycetes, Onygenales, Onygenaceae. The record is from RefSeq and is a predicted model, not a curated record. The coding region runs from base 1 to 306 and encodes 101 amino acids. The transcript has 2 exons.
AUGGGCAUUAAUUGUCUCUGCCAACAGAACAAAGACCAGCUCUCAAUUCCUCUACUGGCCACUGCAGGACCUACAAUGACAAAAGACAAGCAGAAUGAUCUCUCUCUAUAUAUCUGCAUCAGUGCAGUACUGACUUCCAAGACCAUAGACAAUAAAGAAUCCCUCACAAGAUAUCUUCCAGCAGAAGAAAAGAAUACAUCAACUGAAGAAGUCAAGAUUAUUGGAGUAGGAAUGACAAAGACAGAUUACAUCAUUUGGUUCCAGAAUGAGAUCUCCAAAGACACUGCCAGCAAGAAUGAGAAAUAG